AUGAAAUCGGUAGAGUCAAAUUUUGAAGGCCUUGCAUGGAGUGAGAGACUUUUGGGCCUUGAGCCUCGAUGGACUCUUGAACCCGACACUGGACCUAUCAAACAGACAAUACAGGCGCUCCGGCCAUCAAGAGCGGUCGAAGUGACAUUCCUUGCCCAGGGCGCCUUGAACAAGACCUAUGACAUCAAAAUAGACGAUGAGAUGCUCAUCAUGCGGGUCUCAUUACCAGUCGACCCAUAUCACAAAGCCAUGAGUGAAGUGUCAACAAUGGAUUGGAUAUCUCGCACCACAAAGAUCCCAGUUCCCAAAGUUAUCAGUUAUCAAACCUCCCGAGAUAACCAGAUAGGACUCGAAUGGAUACUUAUGACUAAAUUACCUGGGAAGCCCUUGGGUGAUGUCUGGAAAUCUCUUUCAUUCCUAGCAAAAGAAAAGUUGGUUCGAGAGCUUGCAGUACAGUCCGCUUUCCUCUUUCGAAAUCAGACACGAGGAAUCGGAAAUAUCUAUACACCAUCAUCCGACCUUGCCUUAAAUGAUGAAAUCUUUGAAAAGGAAGGCUCAUACGAAGCCCCGCCUUAUAUAGGCCGAAUUGUGUCUAUGCAUUUUUUCUGGGGGUCCCAUGUUCUUCAGGAUAUCAAUCGAGGUUCAUUUCGAUCAAGCAAUGACUGGAUCAUAUCUCGCCUUUCACUCAAUGAGAACGAUUGUCAUUUGACUUUAGAUAAGCUACCAGCCAGCGAUCGCGACAGCGAGGAUGAAGACGAGGCCGAAGAUGCAACAAGGACACUACAAAUAAUCGAGGAUCUCAAAUCUCUAAUUCCUCUUAUCUUUCCACCCGAUUGCGAUCCUUCGGAGCCUUCAAUGAUAUUCCAUGACGACCUCUCCCGGCAUAACAUCCUCGUUAGUGAUAGCGGAGACGUAACCGGUAUACUAGACUGGGAGUGCGUUUCAGCACUUCCUUUAUGGAGGGCCUGUGAUUACCCUGCAUUCUUGGAAGGAACGCCCCGACGUUUAGAGCCCGAUAUCACGAGAUACUGCGCUGAAGGAAACGGAGAACCUUCCGAUCUCUAUUGGGAGCACCUAGAGCAGUACGAGAAUACUCUACUGCGCGAUAUCUUCAUUGAUGAGAUGAGAAUACUGGAGCCAAGGUGGGUGGACAUUUUCGAUAAGAAUCAGUACCGGAGAGACUUUGAAACUGCAGUGCAGAAUUGCGAUAAUCCAUUCAUUGCCCGUUAUAUACGCGCAUGGAUUGAUGAUAUCAACGCUAAGGUGGAGAACCUUCGAAGCCUGCGUAAUAGGAUUUACGAGGAUUGUUAA
This is a messenger RNA of Penicillium pulvis, 1311 nucleotides long. RefSeq names its product phosphotransferase family protein. The transcript has a single exon. Lineage: Eukaryota; Fungi; Ascomycota; Eurotiomycetes; Eurotiales; Aspergillaceae. The record is from RefSeq and is a predicted model, not a curated record. The coding region runs from base 1 to 1311 and encodes 436 amino acids.